Molecule: messenger RNA, 3613 nt
Organism: Monopterus albus (swamp eel)
Lineage: Eukaryota; Metazoa; Chordata; Actinopteri; Synbranchiformes; Synbranchidae
Gene: rsbn1
Product: round spermatid basic protein 1
Exons: 7
Coding region: 84-2435 (783 amino acids)
Cellular component (GO): nucleus
Source: RefSeq, a predicted model, not a curated record
ACGUUUAACGCAUGCGCAAUAGGUUCAAAAUAGUAAAACAAACUACAAAUUAAACGCCAAGAGGACUACAAUUUGUCGUGGACAUGCGCGGUAGAAGUCUUGAGUCCUUUAAAUGUACUGUACGUGCAAAGAUGGCAGCUCAAGUCGACUUGCACCGUGCGAAAGUAGGAGAAGAAAAUGUGAGGGACACUCUUGAUCGUUUUAUUAAAGAGAAGAAGAAAAAGAAGAAACGGGACCUGUCGCCGUCGGAGGACAAACGGGACAUAUCCGAGAAAGAAGCGAAGAAAGUGAAGCUCCAUCAUCACCAUCACAACCACAACCACCAACACGCUGAGCAACGGACCCACCAACCGCAUCAGCUGCAGCAAAAUCCCAAGCCCCUCAGUUUCAGCCCCGAUAAGCAUGUGCUCCACAGACGCCACCACCACCCCCCUCACAGCCUCACUAACGGUACGAAGAAGAGCCUGGAGCCGACGCUGCCUCCGCGGAAGAUACCGGAGCAGCUGCAGAAGAAGCGAGCGGCGUCUCCGGAGCCACCUGCGCUCUUCACUUUCACGCCUCUCAAAGUGGUCAAGGCCAAGCCCGGGGAUUUCAAGGAGAAGCACAGGGAUAAAGAGCUGAAACUGAAGCUCAAGAAGGAAAAUGCUGAGGCAAAUGUGAAACACGCAGAACUGAAGAAAAGGGAGCCAAGGCCUCACAAUGAGAAUAUCAAGUCUCUAACUCUGGAGGAGUAUCUCCUUAAGAAGAAAAAGAAGAAGAAGAAGCACCGUGAGGAUGAGCACAGUGCCAAGAAGGUCCGAUACAUGCACAACAAAGCAGUACAGACAGUGUGUGCAGGACUUGGAGCGGAUCUCACUCUGCCUGUUCACCCUGAUCCGACUCUGCCUAGCACCAUGAAGCACAAAGGCAGUCGCCAGUCGGACAGAAGUGCUGUCGACAGCCUGCAGCCCUACCUCCACACUCUCAAACUGGGUCAAGUCCCCUUCCUCUCUCACCAAGAUCACUACAUCCGCAGCUCCUGCCUCCAGACAGGCACCUGGUAUGGACGCUUCAUGCACGAGGAAAGGCAAGCCAAUGGUGGGGGGUCAGUUCUGCAUGCAUAUGCUGACGAGUUAGCCUGUCUCAGUCCAGCUGAGAUGGAGUGCUUUGCACAGGAGUUCCUGGAGUUGGCUUUUGCUGAAAAGCCUAGAGGUGCGGCCUCCUAUGCUUUGACAGUGGUGCACAAUGCAGCCACCUACCUACCUGACUUCCUGGACUACUUUGCCUUCAACUUCCCCAAUACGCCAGUGAAAAUGGAGAUAAUGGGCAAGAAAGACAUCGAGACCACCACUAUUGCCAACUUUCACUCUCAGGUGAGCCGGACUUACUGUUCAGGAACAUACCGGGCCGGACCCAUGAGGCAAAUCAGCUUGGUGGGAGCCGUGGACGAGGAAGUCGGGGACUACUUCCCAGAGUUCCUUGACAUGCUGGAAGAGUCGCCCUUCCUCAAGAUGACCCUGCCGUGGGGAAGCCUGUCCAGUCUGAAGCUGGACUGUCGCUCUCAGAGUGACGAUGGGCCCAUCAUGUGGGUGCGACCAGGAGAACAAAUGGUCCCCACUGCUGACAUGCCCAAGUCUCCUUUCAAACGACGCAGGUCUAUGAAUGAGAUAAAAAAUCUGCACUACCUGCCGAGAGCCAGCGAGCCCAGAGAAGUUCUGUUUGAGGACCGGACUAAGGCCCAUGCUGACCACGUAGGCCAGAGCUUUGACUGGCAGAGCACUGCCGCUGUGGGGGUGCUGAAGGCAGUGCAGUUUGGAGAAUGGAAUAACCGACCUCGGAUAACCAAAGAUGUGGUGUGUUUCCAUGCUGGGGACUUCAACGAAGUUGUCCAGAGACUGCAGCUGGACCUCUAUGAGCCCCCAGUGUCUCAGUGUGUCCAGUGGGUGGACGACGCCAAGCUCAACCAGCUGAGGAGGGAAGGCAUCCGCUACGUCCGUGUCCAGCUGUGUGACGACGACAUUUACUUCAUCCCAAGGAACGUCAUUCACCAGUUCAAGACGGUGUCUGCGGUUUGCAGCCUGGCCUGGCACAUCCGCCUCAAACGGUACCAUCCUGAGGCCGAGGAGGAGGAGCAGCAACCCAGUGAUCUCAGCCCCACCUCAGGCCGAGUCUCUUUUUCCUCCCCUGCCAGGCCUGAUGUAACGCCCUGCGUUAGACCGCCAGGUGACGGCAUUCAAGGUGGGGUGGCCAAGACUGAAGAACCAGAGUUCCAGAGGCCAGCAACACCUCCCCGGGAGCCUCAGCCGGCACCUCCGCAACCCACCAAAUCUGCUCAUUUGCCCCCGACAUACCAGGAUCCUCACUUUUCCUUGGCACCUGUCCACUCUGCCUGCACACCUUCAGAAGAACCCACCAUUCCAAAAGCCUUUGGCCACACUGCAGAGUUCUCAAAAUGACCUUUGUGCCCCACCCCCAUCCUCUCUCUGUGCACUGUGGGAGGGGCUCACGUGAAGGAAUUUGAGACUAAAACUGACGUCGGUGUCAAUCAGGAAGCCUUUCACCUCAAAUUAUUCUCCACGCUUUUUUAAAUCUUUAAAUGUUGGCUCAAAUUUUACCAAUGCUUUUUCAGUUAAAGUAUAUUGUUUAAUGAGAUGAUGUAAAACUUUUUUUUUUUAAAUUAUUAUUCGGUCGCCCCUAAACUGGAGCACUCUGCUGUCUUAUUUAAAAAGUGUAUAUGGUGUAAAAAAAAAUUUAUUUUUAGACUGACGAUGUAAGUUGCCACACUUACUGUUAGAAACAGAUUUUUAAUUCAUGUUCCAGGCUCAGCUGUUAAUUUUUGGCAGAAUUACUUGACCUGAAGUCACAAGUGCAGGUGGACUGCUUGUUUACCUACAAUAUGAUUAUUCUGAAAGCAUGACGCUGACAUCACACUGCUUUAUUAGUGUGAGUGAUGCAGACAUAAUCUCUAAUCUCAUAUAAUAAUCUGAAGAUGUUGGGUUUUAUAGAACGAAGACAUUGUCGGUUGUCUACGAAGGGUAGCCAGGUCUUUUUCAUAAAACUCAGAAGCUCAGCACAUAUUAGAAUUCAUGGAUUGGCCACAACCAGUAAACAUAAAAAAAAAAAUCAUUUGCUUUUUAUUUUGAAAAACCUUUCAUAUAAAUUGAGGAAGAGAUUUUCCUUUAUUUUGAAACUGAGUGUAAUUAUGCUACAAGCACUUACAAGUUCUUUGUUAGCUUCACGGCUGUGUUAGUCUUUAUUUAAAUGUUUUAUACAUUGUCCUUUUUCUUGCUGUUGAUACAGUUUUGAUAUUUUAUUUAUUUUCUUAAGAUGAAAAUUAACAUAUGAUCACAGGUUUAUAACCAAUGAUGAAUAUUUAAAGUUGUGAUCUAAUUAUAGGACCACCUCUAGAUGACAUUGGAAUUACAGCUAUUGCAUUUAGCAAUAAGAGUGGGGUUUUUUUCUGUAGGUGUGGAAUACGUCUUCAGACUUUAUGUAAAUAUGUUGUCGUACAGUAGCUGAGAAUAUGUGAAUGCUGUCAGUGCACUCGUUCUUCAUUUGAUUCAAGUUCAUUCACACCUUUAGUUUUAGCUGUAAUAUCACUAGGUUGUAGAGGGUUACUGUGGUUGUGUACACU